AUGGGGUGCUCCGAAUGUGCAAAGGACGGAGUUUUGGACAAUGCUAAAAAAGAAAAUUUGAAACAGUGUGAAGCCAAUCGUAUACAAAAUCGUACAUAUUUGGUACGAAUUAUUGAUUUAAUAAUGUUACUUGGUAAAUGUGGUCAAGCAUUUAGAGGCCACAAUGAGAAAGAAGGCAGUAACAACAGAGGUUUAUUUCUGGAACUACCUAGUUUCUUUGUUGAAAAUAUUUCAUCUAUGCACAAAAAUAAAUAUGUUUCGAUUAUUGCUGAUGAAACCAGUGACUGUGGUCAUCACGAGCAGAUGUCUAUAGUAGUUCGGUUUUUUGAUACAAGUUUGAAUAAACCAGUUGAAUAUUUCAUGGGUUUGCAACGUCUUUUAAAAGUUGAUUCACAGUCUAUUUUUGAAGUUUUAAAUAAUUUUGUAGAAAAUAUUGGUGUAUCUUGGGAAAACGUUAUUUCUGUAUGUUUUGAUGGAGCUGCUAACAUGCCUGGUUGUCAUUACGGUGUUCAAAUGAAGUUCUUAGUAGACUCAAUCGAAAGAAAAAAUGUAGUAUUAUUUGAUAUUUUUGGUACAGUACAACUAAUUUAUUCUUUCUUAGAAGGGUCUUGCUGGGCAUGCAGAGGCAUGCUAUGGGCAUGCAGAUAUGAAGCUGUAUCAGCUGUCAAGUCCAAUUAUUCUGCUUUAAUACUUGCUCUCGAAGAAAUAUAUAAAGAGACAACUGUAUCAGAAGCUAGAGCUAAAGCUCGUGGUAUUUUAAUGCAAAUGAAAUCAUUUGAUUUUAUUUUUUCAUUAAAUAUGAUGCACUCAAUUCUUAUGAUAAUUGUGAAAGAAAAAUUAGGUAUUAUUUCAGCAGUAGGUAAUACUCUUCAACUGAUUCCUACAGAUAAUAAUAUACAAUUACUUCAAGAAAAACUUAAAGUAAAUUCUGAUUGUUUUAAAACAGAAAUCAAAUUACUAAAAGAACUUCCAGAUACUCCUGAAAAGACUUCUUCUUAA
Acyrthosiphon pisum (pea aphid) is the source of this 999-nucleotide messenger RNA. RefSeq lists its product as uncharacterized. The transcript has 6 exons. The record is from RefSeq and is a predicted model, not a curated record. Bases 1 to 999 code for a protein of 332 amino acids. NCBI's taxonomy places the organism in Eukaryota, Metazoa, Arthropoda, Insecta, Hemiptera, Aphididae.